Molecule: messenger RNA, 1716 nt
Organism: Macroventuria anomochaeta
Lineage: Eukaryota; Fungi; Ascomycota; Dothideomycetes; Pleosporales; Didymellaceae
Product: lysophospholipase 3 precursor
Exons: 1
Coding region: 1-1716 (571 amino acids)
Biological process (GO): glycerophospholipid catabolic process
Cellular component (GO): cytosol; intracellular membrane-bounded organelle
Molecular function (GO): A2-type glycerophospholipase activity
Source: RefSeq, a predicted model, not a curated record
AUGAAGGAUUUCUUGUCGCGUGCCAACAUUCCUAACUUCGACGCCAGCGCAUACAUCGAGAACCACCGUGCCAACACGACUGCAUUACCGAACAUUGCUAUCUCCUUCUCUGGUGGAGGCUACCGUGCGCUGUUGAACGGUGCGGGUGCCUUGUCUGCGUUCGAUAACCGCACAAGAAAUGCAACGAGCAGUGGGCACCUUGGAGGAUUGCUUCAGUCCGCCACAUACGUUUCAGCCCUGUCUGGUGGAGGUUGGAUGAUUGGCAGUAUUUAUGCGAACAAUUUCACAAGUGUGCAGAGCAUUCAAGACAAGGGCGAAGGAACCGAGAUCUGGCAGUUCCAGAACUCCCUCUUCAAGGGUCCUCCAACGGGUGGCGUCCAGCUGCUCUCCACAGCUGACUACUUCCACAACUUGGUUAGCACAGUUAGUGACAAGGUCGACUCAUCAGCAGGAGAUUUCAACUCUUCCAUCACCGAUUACUACGGCCGCGGACUUUCCUUCCAGCUCAUCAACGCUAGCGAUGGUGCUCCAGCGUAUACGUUCUCUUCCAUCCAGGAUGACCAGGCAUUCUCCAAUGGCGAGGCUCCCAUGCCCAUUCUGGUUGCCGAUGAGCGUUCUCCUGGCGAUAUUGUCGUUUCUUUGAAUGCCACCGUUUUUGAGUUCAACCCGUUCGAGAUGGGUUCGUUCGACCCCACCACCUAUGGUUUUGCGCCUUUGAAGUACAUUGGAUCCAACUUUUCCAACGGAGCGCUUCCUCAGAACGACGGCUGUGUCGCCGGUUUUGAUAACCUAGGCUUCAUCAUGGGCACUAGCUCGUCGUUGUUCAACCAGAUCUUCCUCAGCCUGGGUAGCUUUGAUCUCCCUGACUUCCUGACAAGCGUUAUCACAAGUGUCCUGACACACAUUGGAGAGGACCACGACGACAUUGCCGACUACACACCCAACCCGUUCUACGGCUUCCACAACGAUACCAACCCUAGCUUCGACCAUGAGCGCCUUACGCUGGUCGACGGCGGUGAGGAUCUUCAAAACAUCCCCCUGAACCCUGUCAUUCAGCCUAUGCGCAACGUCGAUGUCAUCUUCGCCGUCGAUUCGUCUGCAGACACGAUCGAGCCUUCCGCACCGAACUACCCCAACGGUACCGCGCUUAUCGCGACCUUCGAGCGUGCUGAGACAGCCAUCAUGAACAGGACCUCGUUCCCUUACAUCCCUGGUCACGAUACCUUUGUUGCUCUCGGCCUCAACAACAGGCCCACCUUCUUUGGAUGCAACAGCAGCAACGUUACUUCGGGUGACAACAUCCCUCCUCUCAUCGUCUACCUCCCCAACUCUCCUUACAGCUUCGAAUCCAACACGUCGACUUUCGGCAAGCUUGACUACACACUGGACGAGCGCAACUCUAUGAUCCAGAACGGCUACGAUGUCGUUACUCAGGCCAACUCGACUCGCGAGGGCGCGUCGACCUGGCCGACGUGCGUUGCCUGUGCCAUCCUCUCUAGGAGUUUGGAGCGUAACGGCGAGACUGUUCCUGAUGCGUGUCAGCAGUGCUUCACCGACUACUGCUGGAACGGCACGCUGGCCACUACCUCUGAGCCCUACUUCCCGCAGUUGCGCAACUCUCAGGCGUCCACCAAGGACAGCGGCGUUGGCAAGUUUUCACCCAGCACUGUCGGCUUCGCUCUGGUAGCGGCCGUUUCUGGAUACCUCAUGAUCUAA